Molecule: messenger RNA, 368 nt
Organism: Symbiodinium necroappetens
Lineage: Eukaryota; Dinophyceae; Suessiales; Symbiodiniaceae
Source: the annotation of a GenBank genome assembly
GCAUGGUCCAGGCCUGGCUGCAUGGCGAGCAAAAAGUGCGCAGCCUCCUGAUCGUCGAUGUCCGCGAUGUGGCCAAAGCGCACGUCGCAGCGGCAUCAGGGAAAGCAACCGGCGAGCGUUUCAUCGUAUCGACCGAGGUGCGCCUGCUACCGGACGAGGUGGCGAAGGUCAUCCGGGACUCUGGCGCAGCAGGUCCUGUACGUGCAGCAGCUUCGCCGGCUGCUACGGCAGAGCCACCCUGCCUGCGUCCUGGCGCGACAGAGGUGCGCUGUUCGGAGCGUUUAGCGCACCUGGGUGUGUCGUGCCGACCGGUGGAGGUGACGGUCAAAGACAUGGUUCAGGACCUCCUCAGCAUGGAGCAGAGCUGA